CAGCAGCAACGAGGCGAUCGAGUAGCCGAGUACCAACUCAAAACAUCUCGAGUAAGCGCGCGCGUCCAUGGAGAUGGCGGCGGCGGAGGGGGCGCAGAGGGCGGCGCUGGAGCGAUGGGCCAUCCUCCCCUGCAUCCCGCAUGUGGUGUACGACGAGGUGAACCUCCCACCCGGAGUCGACGUCCAUCUCUACUUGACGGCCGCUCCGCGCGCCUCCCGCCUCACGGUGGCGCGCCGCAUCGCCCCCGACCGCAAGGCCACCGACAACCACCCGUACGUCGCCGCCGUCGAUCAGCACGGCCGCCUCCUCCUCUACGCCACCCUGGGACACUCGCGACCGCCCUACCUCGACAGCUUCCACCCUGGCCCGCUCGGCGAGCACCACGGCUUCCCCAAGGCUUACUUCGUCUGCAGCGCGACCACCGGGGUGGCCUCCCGCAUCCGCGACCCCGACCGCCCGAUUGGCCAUCCAGGCAACGCCGGCCUCCUCGGCUACUCCACGGGCUACUACGUCGCCGAGCUCCAGCCCGCGCCCACGACCGGCACCGCCACGCUCAUCUUGUACUCCUCAGAUUCCGGUGCCUGGACCGACGAGAAGCUCACCUACCCGCCGCACGACCGGCCAUGGGGAGGCAACGGCGUGGUCUCACACCAGGAGAGGCUCUGGUGGGUGGACCUCUCCUACGGCCUCCUCACCUGCGACCUCCCCCACCGCCACCAUGGGGACCUGCUCUACGUCCCGCUCCCGGAGGGCUGCGAGCUUCCAGCGGGCGCGGUGGACCUCGAGAAGAGCCGCUCCGUGGGGGUGAGCGCCGGCCGGCUGCGGUACGUGCAGAUCGACGAGCGCGACGGCGACCCGAUUGUCAGCAUGUGGACGCUGAUUGAUCAGCACGCCGGGACAUGGCAUCUCGACUGCGAGGCGCCCUUCGAGGCGAUCUGGGCCGACGAGGUGUAUCGCGGUACAAAUCUGCCGCCGUUGGUCCCCGCGGUGGCGCUCAUCCAUCCGGAGCACCCCGGCGACGUGGUCUACUUCUUCCUGCACUCCCGUCUCUUCGCUGUGGACGUGCGCUUGCGCAGGGUCCUCGAGUGGCAGUUCUUCGCGAUGCUUCACCCACCGAUGGCAUACCACUCGUCGCAGUUCGUCCGUGCCUGGAAGAUGUCGUCCAUUCCAGAUUCUGAUGAAACUCCUAUCGACCCCGUUCGUCCUCCACUGACCCGGGGGGUCCCGGCUGCACCAAUACACGAAUCCUGGGCAUCGUCGUCGAUCCUGGGAGAUGCCCCACUCCAGAGAAAUCACAUAGUGCACAGCAAAUGGCCGGCACAGGCCAUGAUGAUGAGUGCCAAUCCGCCCAAGGCUCCCAGCUCACAGAUUCCUUUCGAGCGUUGCCACAUCGUAGACGGCGCCGGGCUGGUGAGGACGGACGAGGAAGAAUGCCCCCUCUGCGUGCAGCCAAUGACACCGGACGAAGUCCUCAGCGUGCUGCCGUGCGGGCAUAAGUUCCACAAGGGUUGUAACGAUCUGUGGCUGUCUCGCCCUUCGCCGCCCAGUUGCGCCUGCUGUUGUGUGUGAGGGGCCGGCCAGAAGAGUCUUGGUUUUGGAAUUGGAGUCGACUUUCAAAGCAUCGUUCUUCGUUGAUCUUGAUCUUGGCCUGUAUUGGGACAAUUGGCGAUGAGAUCCGCUGCAUAUUAGUGCGACUAGCCUGAUCGCAGCAGGAGCAAGACAUACUCUGUGUACAUGGAAGCUCAUGUGGGAGCACCUUAAGUGCUUUCGUAUCUGGAGUUGAUAUCCUCUGUUCCUCUCGGUUAAAUCAACUAAGUUGGUCCAUGACAUCGAUCUGCCAUAUGCUAUCUCUGCUUAUUUGGCAUUCUCCUGACAGAUUUUGUUCUGAGAUCGAAUGCUAUCUUGUAGAACA
Messenger RNA from Oryza brachyantha (malo sina), 1913 nucleotides. RefSeq lists its product as uncharacterized. The record is from RefSeq and is a predicted model, not a curated record. Lineage: Eukaryota; Viridiplantae; Streptophyta; Magnoliopsida; Poales; Poaceae. The transcript is spliced from 2 exons. The coding region runs from base 68 to 1570 and encodes 500 amino acids.